ACAAAACGAAUGAUAUAAAUCUCUGGCAAAAAUGAUGAUAUAAAUAUUAGCAGCUCUAUUAAAUCAGUCGUAUUCGAGAAAAAUAAUUCAGCGAACUUGAACGAAUAAUUUAUUUAAUACUGAUUCUAAAUUUUAUAACAGAACAGAAUUAUUACUCCGUAAUAUAUACGCAUUUGAAAAACGUUGAGAAAUCUUGUGAAACAAAUAAUAGCGCAAGAAACGAAACGAGCAAUUUGUGAAAGACUUUGCUAGUCAACAAUUGAAGUAUAUUGAAUACUAAUAAGUCGAUAAUAUUAUCAGCAUCAGUAAGACACUCCCAUCAACCAAAAAUGAAUUUAUCAUUUGCUGGAUGCGGAUUUUUAGGCAUUUAUCAUGUAGGUGUAGCAGUAUGUUUUAAAAAAUACGCACCACAUCUAUUGUUGGAGAAAAUUGGAGGAGCUUCCGCUGGCGCACUUUCAGCAUGUUGUUUACUUUGCGAUUUGCCGUUGGUGAUGUCAAGUUGCCUAAAAAUUACAACAAACUGAAAACAAGUGGUACAAAAGGAUAGACAGACAAAAAACUGACCAAAAGUUUAUUAAAUUUGUUUAAAGCCACCCUAAUAUUAACUGAGAAGUUAAGGCGUAUUCCAAUUUAAUAGCCAACACAACUGUUUCACCAGGUUUUAGAAGCUGAUGAUAUACCACAUCCUUCUGAUCCCACCAAACACAGAGCAUUGCCUUUUUACUGAAUCGAACCGUUUUUCCAAUCGAUGUUGAUGGAUUGAUGCAGUUCGACGUCUUUAAACGUUUUUGGUGGUCUUUCCGGUACAAAAUUUGACAUUUUCAACACAAUGAAAAAAAUGAUGUUGCUUGUUCAAUGACUUUAAGGUUAUUGAAUAUGUUUUACAGAUGUCAUGCCAACUAAACAGAAAGUUAAGGCCUGGUAUAUUGAUUUUACGGCUUAAUGGACCAGCUCAAAUAUAUUAAUCUAAUAGAAUUUGUUAUGUUUAAAUAUACAGGGAAGAAAUUUCGCAAAAAUUGGCCUUUCAAAAAGUCGAAUGGCUCAGAACAUAAGAGGAGGAGUUUAAAGGAUUUCUCUAGACAUCCCAAAAUUAAUUAAAGAAAGUGGAAAAUAUGUAAUAGGUUUUCGAAAAAAUUGCAACUGAUAUAACAUUCUUGUGGAAUUUAGUGCGGCAGUCAGUCACGGUGAAAGGUGCCUGGGUUUUAAUGACCUUAUGUUGCGAAGAUGUUACGCCGAUAUCUGGGUCAAAACCUAUUCGACUAAAUAUUAGUUUAACUAUAAUAUUUUUAUAAUUCUAGAUUGAAAUUAUUAUGUUUUUAAUGAAUUAUGUUAGCAGUUUCCCUGCUAUUUUUAUGAACACAACUUUUUACCUAUCUUUGAAAUAUUUUAAUGUAAAUUAUGUUUGGUAGUAUUCGUCUAUAUAUAGGGCGAUCUACUUCGAGAUUUCCUACUUUUUUUACAGAAAAUUCAAAUUUAAUGGAGAAUGUUUAUUAUCAUUCGAAUGAAAAUCUGUUUCAACUGUUGGCCGCGGCUACGUAUCAGAUGAUCCAUCCGUUGAGUCCAAUUUUCGAUGACUCGUUCGAGCAAUUCGACUGGUAACUGGCGAAUGACACGCUUGAUGUUUUGCUCCAUGGUCUGAAUCGAAGCGUGAUUGUCUGCAUAGACUUUCGAUUUCACAUACUCCCACAGACAAAAGUCUAACGAUGUGAUAUCCCACCAUCUUGGUGGCCAAUCGACCGUCCCAAAACGUGAAAUUAUGUACUCACCGAAAGGUUCUCUCAAUAAAUCCAUUGAUUGAUGAGAUGUGUGGGACGUGGCGCUGAAACCAAAUGAGAUCACGAUUUUCAAUUUCAGGUUACGUUUUCCUCGGCAUAAAUUUUGAAGAAAUAUAAACCGAUGAUCACCGGCCAUGAAACCACAUCAAACCAUUGUUUUUUCUCUUCAUGUUGCUCUUCGUUCCGAAUGCGUAAUUGCGAAUUGCUUGUUUACAUAUGUACCCAUUGAGCCAGAAAUGGGCCUCAUCGCUGAACAAAAUUUGGCUCGAAAACGUCGGAUCUUUUUGGAACUUUUCAAGAGCCCAAAGAGCGAAGCGAUGUCUUUCGGGAAGGUCGAGCGGCUUCCGUUCUUACACAAGCUGUAUUUUGUACGCUUUCAAUUUAAGAUAUCGACGUAAAAUGCGCCAGUCGGCGCCGAAUUGACUCUCCACGGCCUUCGUGUACACUCUCAGCUACGACCGCUAUAUUUUCUUUACUGCGUGCUGGACUCGGUCUAUUCGGUCGAAUAUGAUCCAAUAAUGAAUGCAGGGUCUCAAGAUGGAUGAUGGUGUUGCGAAUAGUACACUCAGUAGGCCGAUUAUGUUGACAAUAAGUUGAGCGAAGCGCGCGAAACACAUUCUUUACAGAACGUUAGUUUUUGUAAUAAAGUUGAGCGAUUUGUAUACGUGGUUCAAGCGUAUGUCUUUCUAUGAUGAAAUGCCAAACAAUAAUAACAAGACGGCUUGACUCACGCGUGAUCUGUCAAAAAAAAAGGCUAUUGAAAAAAGUACCUCUACUUGGAUCACCCAUUAGUAGUGUUCAAAAACAAGUUGAGUUAAAUAAGAAUGGUACUUCCCAUUGAAAAACUAACACUUAAUUAACUUAACUAAUUUCUAAAUGAGCACUGCAAUUUUCGUGAACUACAGGCAGCAUGACAUCUGACUUUUUCCGUGUAGUUAACGAAGCUCGCCGUUAUUCUCUCGGACCUUUUAGCCCUUCAUUCAAUAUACAGACUUGCCUAUUUGAGGGCUUACAAAAACAUUUGCCUGAAGAUGCGCACAAACGCGUCAGUGGACGUUUGCAUAUCUCCUUAACACGAGUGCAUGAUGGCAAAAAUGUCAUCGUCUCGGAAUUUGAGUCACGUGACGAGCUUUUACAGGCCCUUUUGUGUGCAUGCUUUAUUCCAGGCUUUUCUGGAAUAUUUCCGCCUCGUUUUCGAGGAGUACGCUAUAUGGAUGGAGCGUUUUCAGACAAUUUGCCAAUACUAGAUGAGAACACAAUAACCGUGAGUCCUUUCUGCGGAGAAAGUGAUAUUUGUCCACGUGAUCAAAGUUCUCAACUUUUCCAUUUGAAUUGGGCAAAUACGAGUAUUGAAAUAUCACGACAGAAUGUGAAUCGUUUUGUUCGUAUACUAUUUCCACCACGUCCAGAAUUUCUUUCGAAAUUCUGUCAGCAGGGUUUCGACGACGCGAUGCAGUUUCUUAAUCGUAAUAAUUUAAUAAACUGUCGCCGUUGUGUGGCGGUACAAUCAACAUUUGUAGUAUCAGAAACCGUGGCACAACCACAGGACUUUGAUCCUGAGUGUAGAGAGUGCAAAAAGCAUAGAAAUGACGCUUUAAGCUCAAACAUGCCACAAACUGUAUUGGAUGUCAUUCAGGAUUAUAUAGAGCAAGCUAAUAAAGGACUGGCGAAUUGGAUAUUCAGACAUCGUGGAAUAAAACUUUUGUCAUUGCCAGCAACAGUGCCCUUAGACUUCUUCAUGGCAACAGUUUCAAAGAUUACUACACUCACACCAAAAUUAGGCAAACACAUUCGCCGCAGGAUAGAAAAUAUUUUAAGAAGGUUAAAUGAAACUGUACAGACCCACAUUCUAAACAAGUUCACGAUCUGUGAACCGCCGCAUUUUGAUACGACAGGCUUACUGCAUUCGAAACGUCUAUACGGACCAAGAGUAUCAAUAUUAGUUGAUGAAUGUGGUGCUCCUUCAAUAGAAGGAGAUGUGGACAACUAUGAACAUGUUCUCAAAGUAACUACUCAUAACGAUGCGCUUUAUGCUUAUUACUAUACCGACGAUCUUACAAAUAAAGUUAAAGUUACCGAAAUAUUUGAAAUUGAUGAAGAAGAAAAACUAGCGGUCGAUCCAAAAUUAUUUGAAGGCAUUGUUGAAGAUCACCCAAACCCUCAUCAGCAUCAUCAUAAUGUAGUUAGUGAAUGGAAUGGAGUAGAGUCUGCUUUUUAUAUUGAUGAAUAUGCGACUAACCAAAUGCCUUUUGAACGAGACAUUAAACGAAAAACUUCGAUAAGCACUGACACUGGAUACUAGAAUGAAAGUGAAUAUGCGAUCAUUAACGACAACGACCUUGCCAAAAAAAUCGAAUAUGAGGUGUUCAGCGCCCAAAAGUUGAUCACUAUUUUGGCACAUAACAUCAAGGAAAUAAUAGAGUUGGAGAAACGGAUUUAUCUAAUGUUUGAUAGCGGCAAACCCGAAAACUUCAAAAGGCAAUUAAGAUGAAUUAUGAGUUAUAUAAAUUAAUUACACUUCCGAUGAUUUUGAUAAACGAGUAUACCAACAAAUGGAAGUAUAUAGUUCUUGCCUUAAGUUAUAAAUUUGACGGAAACUCCUUUAUGGAAGUACAAUUAUUAGCAAAUAGAAAAUAUGAUUUGUAAAUUGGAUCGUUAAAAUCUUUAAAUUUAUCAUAAGUAAUACUAUUAAAUAUAAGAUUUGUAUGUAAGUAAAUAUUUCAAGUCUUUUGUUUAGCGUUUUUAAUUAUUAAAUUCGAAACAACAUGGUAGUCUGUCAAAAAUAAUUAAUGAAAAGUAUUCGUUUUGUAUUUGUAUGCUAUAAUAGGUGAGGGUGUCUAAUGUGCGCAACUAUUGGGACCUGAUGAUUUAUAAUUACUUGCGGAUAUUCGACACAAUAUUGCCUUAAGGAUUAACAAUCGAAACAUCUUAACACUUUGCAUUAAUUACUUUGAAAGUUUACUAUCAGUUUGCUAUUUUGGCUACAAAACCAACUUGAAUUUAAGGAUGAGUAGUUAAGAAAAUGGUAUUAUCCUAGAAAUGUAGUAAUGUGUCCUUAAUUUAAGUACUUCCGAUAUAUAAAUUAUAUUAAGAACAUUUUAAAAGUUACAUAUACAUUCACUUAUGUCUGUUUUCUAAAAAAUAUAUAUAUUUAUUUAUAGGAAUGAGGUAAAAUUUAUCUCUGGCCUAUAUGUUUAAGACAAAUAAAAAUAUAAUAUUUAUAUACUCUAA
Molecule: messenger RNA, 5006 nt
Organism: Bactrocera oleae (olive fruit fly)
Lineage: Eukaryota; Metazoa; Arthropoda; Insecta; Diptera; Tephritidae
Source: RefSeq, a predicted model, not a curated record